UCUCUUAAAUGGCUUUGCUGCCUACAGUUCCCACAGGAAGUGUGGCUGGGGAGAGAGAGUGAGCGAGAGAGACAGCGACGGGGUUAAAGACCUGUGUUGAAAAAGUAGGAAGUGGCUGUGGGAGCCAGUCUGCUUUUGGAGGCUGAAGUUAUUGGGGCCAGAACAGCACACAGAGUCCUCGUGCUACACACACGUGACAGGCCCUUUGACUCUCCCAGCUGCGUCACCUUGGAAACUGCAAGUAAUGUUGCUGCUGCUUUCCCAUCCUCCUGUGCCAGACGAGUAGUUAGGAAAGAAAUUGACCUCCUCAGAUCCAACCUUUGGACAUGCUGCUCGCCGACUACACAGCUCACCAACCUGCUGACAUACUGCAGUCUUCGGGAUGAGGUUUCCCAAAAAAGCGAGCAGGACAGGAAGUAUUCUCAGCAAGGACCAUCCCCCAGACAAAAAGCCCAAAAGUGACAAGGCGUCAGUCCCCCCCUCGCAUGAGUUUGACCCCACAGGGCUUGUGCAGCGUUGUGUUAUCAUCCAGAAAGAUGAGAAUGGCUUUGGGCUGACAGUGAGCGGCGAUAACCCUGUGUUUGUACAGCUUGUAAAAGAGGAUGGAGCUGCCAUGCGAGCUGGUGUUCAGACAGGUGACCGGAUCAUAAAGGUCAAUGGGACAUUAGUUACACAUUCAAAUCAUGUAGAAGUUGUAAAGCUAAUAAAAUCGGGCUCCUAUGUGGCCCUGACAGUACUGGGGAGACCGCCAGGCCUGCCUCAGAUCCCCCUCUCAGACGGCGAGGGGGAGGAGGGGCCUCUCUUCUCACUCACCUCCCCUCACUCCCCGGGGCCCAUCGGUCCAGACCGCUCGUCUUCCUCCCCCAGCCCCUCGGAGCGCAAACCGACCCCUCUGUCUGUAUGGGCCAUGACGGAGGAGCACAGCAGGAACCCUACACCUAAACUACUGAAGGAAAUCCAGGACGCCAAGAAGCACAUUCCACAGCACCAGGAGCAGCUCAGCAAGCCCUCUGGGACUGGACAGGAUGGCUCCUUAUCUCCAAGGCCAGGAGAAGGAGAGCAGGAGGAUAGAGGGGGAGAUUUGGAUCGGCCCCCUUCAUGGCAGGGCGAUGCUGGAAUUGAGCCAGCGUGGACCAACAAUACCACAGCCCCUGUCACUCCCAGUCCUGUCCCAGAGAGUCCAUGCCAAAGAGAGACCCCCUGCCACAGCCCAAAGACCACACCCCGAGACAGCCUCAACUCUUGUCCUUCACCGGAUGCCGAAGACACACCUGACCUUGAUUCGCAGUCGAGUGUGGGGAGCCCCUCCACUCGUCCGGUAGCACACAUCAUUGGUGCUGAGGACGAAGACUUUGACACAGAGCAGGAACAGAUGAAUGGCCAGUGUAGCUGUUUUCAGAGCGUAGACCUCCUGAAAUCUCGGCCUGCUCACCUGGCAGCUUUCAUCCAUCAUGUGGUCUCUCAGUUUGACCCUGCGCCGCUGCUGUGCUACCUCUAUGCUGAACUUUACAAACAGACCAGCUCCAAAGAGACACGACGAAUCCUCAUGGAUACCUUCUUCAUAGAAAAACCAGCUAGCUUGAAAGUAACAGUGCCCGAAUCCAUCAUCGCUGACCUGGAACGGACUGCACACUCAAUUAAUGCAGAACGGAAGAGGCCGGAGCCCAUCUCAGAGGACGUCCACCGGCAAUAUGUGCAGCAGCUGCAGGACACACUACUACCUGACAUCCAGAAGAACCUAGAAGACUUCAGGCACAAGCGCAGUAUGGGUCUGACCCUGGCUGAAGCAGAGCUAGCCCGUCUGGAUACAGAGAGAAUGAGAGACCGUGUGGCUUUGGAAAAAGAGCGAUCCUGUGCAGAGCACAUUAUCUCUAAGAUAGAGGAUGUACUAUUGACGUCACAGGCCACAGAGGAAGAUAAGUGUAGCACCAUGCAGUUUGUGAUACUGUCGUAUAUGAAGCAGCUCGGCGUAAAAGUGAAGGAGUCUCGAGGGCUGGAGCACAAGCCCAAGCUAAUGAAUCUUUUCCCUAAAAUAAAGAAAAGCAUAAAGCCUGAGAAAGAUGGAAGUGAGGAGAAAUCAAAGAAAACACGAUUUCCUAAUGUCUUUCCUCAGAGACGGCCGAGCAGGAUUGACACUUCAGCAAUCAGCAGGGCUCUGGAGCCGAGGCAGCGUCAGACAAAGCCUCAGCUGCCGUUGGGCGCUGGAGAGCAGGCAGACGGGUCGUCUCCUCCCGUACGGAGCAGUCAGUCGAGUGAAGGCUCAGAUGGCACCACUGCCCUGGUCACGUCACCCCCUUACAGUGCUCCAGCAGCACAGGGCACAGACAGCAUCAACCGAGAGUCUGAGGCUGGUGGACUUCCCUCUUCUGCACUACCUAGACUGGGAGACGGUGUCGUCCCGGGAGAUCUGCAGGACUCGUCCUCUUCAAACACUCACUUUGACUUCAGCCCCUGUACACUGGAGCAUCUACUGGAGGAGGAAGCUGAGACAGACAAGACGCAGGACACCGGCACCCCCAGGCCUGACAGGAGCAGGAUGGAGCCGCUGGGCUCUGGAGAGGUGCAGAGUGAAGAUGAUCAGUGUGCUGAGGUAGAGCUAGAGCCUCCUAACUGGCAGACGCUGGUGAGCAGAGACGUCCUGUCCACACUUACCCCUCAGGAAAUCAAGAGACAGGAAGUCAUCAACGAGUUGUUCUACACAGAGAGAGCACACGUUCGAAUGAUGAAGGUUCUGGAGAAUUUAUUUUACCAGCCGCUGAUCCGAGAGGCCAUCCUCCCUCCUGCAGACAUCAAAAACAUCUUCAGCAACCUUGAGGAGAUCGUUCAGCUUCACAUGUCUUUAACAGAACAAAUGACUGCGGUUCGGAAGAAAAAUGAGACGGCGCUCAUUGACUCAAUAGGAGAUGAUUUGCUUUCCUGGUUCAGUGGAGAAGAAGAGGCGAAGAUCAAGAGAGCUGCGGGCACGUACUGCAGUAAUCAGCCUUUCGCCCUGGAACUCAUCAAGAGCAAACAGAAGAAAGACCAGCGCUUCAACUCCUUCAUACAGGAGGCAGAGAGUAACCGACAUUGUCGCAGGCUACAGUUAAAGGACAUUAUUCCUGUGGAGACACAAAGACUCACAAAGUAUCCCCUCCUGCUGGAGAACAUCGCCAAAUACACAGGUACAAACCUGGACUUGACUAAGAGGAAGAUGGUGCAUGAGGGACCACUGUCCUGGAAGGUCAACAAAGAUAAAACUAUUGAGCUGUACACAUUGCUGCUGGAGGAUAUAUUGGUGCUACUUCAAAGGCAAGAUGAGAAGCUGAUCUUAAAAUGCCACAGUAAGAAUCUGGCGGGCACUGCUGAGACCAAACACAUCUUCAGCCCCAUCAUCAAACUCAGCACUGUGAUGGUGCGCUCGGUCGCCACCGACAACAGGUCAUUCUUUGUGCUCUCUAUGUCUGAUAAUGGAGCCCAGAUCUAUGAACUAAUGGCUCAAACCGUAUCUGAGCAAAAGACGUGGCAGUGCCUGAUCACACAAAGAGCCGAUUGUAUGAAGACCAAACUACACAACAUCAUUCCAUUACCUCAGACUGACGGGGAACGUGAAGCGGUCGAGUUAAUAAACUCUGGUGUUCAGAAACUAAACAAAGACUCUGAGCCCAUUUCUUUAGUGAGCAUUCAGUCUCCAGAAAAAGAUGGAACCGAGGUCAUGCCAACCCCACCAUGUAGCACCAACCCAUUUGAGACCAAAUCUGAUGAGGAGGAUGAAGAAGAAGAAGAGGAAAACUCACUACAGGAUCAGGCUGAAGAUGAUGAGGCGUUCGUGGUGGCCGAUAUGACCGAUCGACUUACAUUCCUGAAGCAGCGCUCGAGGCUGGGCAUCGCCAUAGACAAGGACGAGGCCGAGGCCUUCGAGCUCCAGCCACUCAGAGCUGAUGAAGCUCUCAGAACACUGGCAACACUAAGGCAGCUCCUGAUCAACCACAUGUCCAGUCAGGAGGACACAGACAGAGACAUCAAGAGGCGAGAGCAACAGGAAGAUGUGGCGAGGACAGGCUCUCAGCAGGGGGCUGAGGACAGCACUGCGAUCAGGUCCGCUGUUGAGAAUGGCUCAGAGAGGGCUGAGAACGCACAGGAACUGCCCUCCGGAGACACAGGCUUCUUUGAGACGUCUGAGGAUUGUGUCUCUGCAGGCAGUUACAUGGUGCUGGAGGUGUAUGGAGGCUUGGGCGAGAGCAGCACAGAUGAUGAUGUGCAGGGCAGCAGCGGGGAGCCGGUGGCCGCGGGAGACUCAGGUAUUGACUUGAAGAAGCUCCUCUCUUCCUCCUCUCAGAGCAGCGGAGGACCAAACCUCAACAGACAGAUCAUGACACACAUACGUCUACUACAGGCCAACCUGCAGCAUCUGAAGGAUACAGAAAUCAAGUAUAACCAGCUACGCCAAAGGCUAUCAGAGGAAACUGCUACUGACACAGAGGAAAACAAAGAUAAAAGUUAGUGAAGCAGAGCUGUCUUUCUGUUUAUUGAGACGGGAGGAGACACAGAGACACCCCUCCUUAAACAUCGCUCAUGUUUGGACGGAGACAGACAGAAUGGACAAGAUCUGGAGUUUCUGUUCACACCACACUACAGGAUGACCCCAGUCACUCGCUCCAAAUCUCUGUCCUUCUGCACACCAUGGUACUUUCAGAAAGAUUGCCAUGUAAGGACGUUUCAUCACUCCACCAUCUGCAUUCAGAGGACAGAAGACUCAACAUUCCUUCAGCAAACCUCCUAAGCUAUUAGAGUCUAUAUUAGCCAAUGAAAGUACAGCUUGAGUGGUCACAUGAUCUUUAACCUCACUAGCAUGAUAAUGAUGAGCAGUUAGUUCAGACAGAUAUUCGCAUAAACCGAAUGCCUGACUUCUGUUUUGAUAUGGCGUGAGGUAUAUGUGAUUUUACGAUGUAGAAACCAUGUUUGACAUCAGCGUGAAAAACUUCUGAUUGAAGUCCUGUACUGCUAGAGCGCGUUAUUAGAUGUGCGGAGAAUAUUAUCACAUGAGCCGUCUCAAAGAGGAACGGCCAACAUUUGCUGACUGAAGAUGAAGGCAAAUGAUACUAGUAAGGUAAAGAGUCUGAGGAUGGGCUGAUGAUUGUGGUGGUGUCUCUCCUCAUUCCUCCUCUCUUAAUAAACCACAUGCUAUUUAAUGAAGCUACUGAAAGCGUUUUCUCUGGCUUGUGGCCACGGGAAAACCGGACCUUUCGUAAUGUCGUCGGGUCGAGCUGUUACGACACGCGUCAGGCAGCUCGGCCCGAUCUGUCUUUCGGAUUUUCUUGGUUUUGAGAAUGAAGUUAAAUAGAAAGAAGCUUCAAUGCAGGAACUUGAUGAAGACCCUUAACGGUCCAUUUUAAAUGUAAUGUAUUGUACAAUUAUGACCAACACUGCAUCUCUUACAGAGACCUUUUUUUUCCAUCUUUUGCGUUCUAAAGCGUUAAGUCAUGUAUUAUUUUAACAGAAACUACUAAAAAAAA
Sinocyclocheilus rhinocerous is the source of this 5492-nucleotide messenger RNA. RefSeq names its product rho guanine nucleotide exchange factor 12-like. The record is from RefSeq and is a predicted model, not a curated record. Lineage: Eukaryota; Metazoa; Chordata; Actinopteri; Cypriniformes; Cyprinidae. Gene Ontology annotation, molecular function: guanyl-nucleotide exchange factor activity; G protein-coupled receptor binding. Gene Ontology annotation, cellular component: cytoplasm. Bases 383 to 4480 code for a protein of 1365 amino acids. The transcript has 37 exons. Gene Ontology annotation, biological process: G protein-coupled receptor signaling pathway.